AUGAAAAGUGGACUGGUAGAAUAUUUUGAAUUUGAUAAUUUUGAAAUAACAACUGCUUAUCUUGUGGACAUCGUAGGUCAUUUUAACAAGUUAAAUUUGCAACUUCAAGGCAAAAAUGCUAAUGUUAUUACACAUUCAGAUAAACUGAAGGCAUUUAUUGAAAAGCUCAAACUGUACAAAACUAGAAUUAAUAAUGGAAACUUGAUCAUGUUUCAAAAUUUAAAUAACAUAAUUGGAGUUAACAUGCUUCCUGAAGUUAUAAAGACAGAAAUAGUUUGUCACCUAGAUAAUUUGAUUACUGAAUUUGGUAACUAUUUUCCAGAUAUGAAUCUUUUGAGCAGUGAAGUUAUUAUAUCACCAUUUUCUUGUGAUGUGAAAAAUGUGAAAGAGGAAGCACAAGAAGAGUUUAUAGAGUUAAAGAAUGACACCACGGCUAAGGAUCACUUCAAAGUAGCACCAUUAAAUAACUUCUGGUUGAAAAUGAGAAAUUCAUAUCCAUUGUGUUCAUCAAUUGCACUUAAAGCCCUUAUUCCUUUUUCAACAUCAUAUUUGUGUGAAGCCGGGUUUUCAGCAAUGCUAUCUCUUAAAACAAAAAAAAGAAAUAGACUUGAUAUUGAUGCAGAUAUUAGAUGUGCUCUAUCAAAAACUAAACCAAAUUUUCAGAUAUUAAUUGCUAGUAAGCAGUGUCAGAAUUCACACUGA
This is a messenger RNA of Hydra vulgaris (swiftwater hydra), 702 nucleotides long. Its product is annotated as protein FAM200A-like. Lineage: Eukaryota; Metazoa; Cnidaria; Hydrozoa; Anthoathecata; Hydridae. The record is from RefSeq and is a predicted model, not a curated record. Gene Ontology annotation, molecular function: protein dimerization activity.